This is a messenger RNA of Oikopleura dioica, 2004 nucleotides long. The record is from the annotation of a GenBank genome assembly. Lineage: Eukaryota; Metazoa; Chordata; Appendicularia; Copelata; Oikopleuridae.
AUGUUUCGUCAAUCGGUUCGAAAUUUGGCGACGAAGAGAAUUGACAAGAUCCUCAUCGCGAACAGAGGAGAGAUUGCAUGCAGAGUUAUCAGAUCCGCCAAGAAAUUAGCCAUCAAGACAGUCGCAGUCUAUUCUGAUGUUGACCGUGAUUCCAUGCACGUCAAAAUGGCCGACGAAGCCUUCCACAUUGGCGGCGCCGCGUCAGCUGACUCUUAUCUCCGAAAAGACAGAAUCCUCGAUGUUUGUAAACGCACUGGAGCCCAAGCUGUCCACCCCGGCUACGGAUUUCUUUCUGAAAACGCCGAGUUUGCCGAUUUGCUCGCUGAAAACGGAGUGAUCUUCAUCGGCCCAAGCACUGAAGCUAUUUUGGACAUGGGAAUUAAAUCUAAAUCGAAGCAUAUUAUGGACGAAGCCGGCGUCCCAAUUAUUAAGGGAUACCAUGGCGAUCAGCAAGAUGAUGCGACGCUCCUUGCCGAAUCAAGAAAAAUCGGAUUUCCAGUCAUGCUCAAAGCCAUCAUGGGUGGUGGUGGAAAAGGCAUGCGUAUUUGCAUGAACGAGGGUGAAUUCCAGUCCCAGCUCGACUCUGCGAGACGAGAAGCUCUUCAGGGCUUUGGAGACGACAGAAUGCUCGUGGAAAAGUUCGUCGAAGAUCCUAGACACGUUGAGGUUCAAGUCUUUGGGGACAACUACGGCGAUGCUGUCUACUUGUACGAAAGAGAUUGCUCCGUCCAGCGAAGACAUCAAAAGGUCCUCGAAGAAGCUCCAGCGCCAGGAAUCUCCUGGGACACUCGACGAGCCAUUGGUGAAGCAGCUGUUCGAGCGGCAAAGGCAGUGAACUAUUCCGGCGCUGGAACCGUCGAGUUUAUUAUGGACAAGCAUGAGAACUUCUACUUUAUGGAAAUGAACACUAGAUUGCAGGUCGAGCAUCCUGUCUCUGAAAUGAUCACUGGACAGGAUCUCGUCGAGUGGCAGAUUCGAGUUGCUAGAGGUGAGAAAAUCCCUCUGAAGCAAGAAGAUAUUCAACUGAACGGUCACUCCAUUGAAGCUCGAGUCUACGCUGAAGAUCCUGAAAAUGGUUUCCUCCCUGGUGCUGGCAAGCUUGUCUACUUGAAGAAUCCUGAAGAUGACGAACACACUCGAGUUGAGACUGGAGUCCGAACUGGCGAUGAUGUCUCGCAGUACUACGAUCCUAUGAUCGCCAAAUUGGUCGUUUGGGGCAACGAUCGACAGGAAGCACUCGAUCGGCUGACGGAAAAACUCUCAGACUACCAUGUCGUCGGCCUUCCAACGAACUUGAAGUUCUUGAAGCGAUGUGCACUUUCUAAGGAUUUCCAGGAAAUUAACUUGGACACUGGAUUCAUUGAGCGAAACGAAGCUGAUCUGAUUCCAAAGACGAUGGCUCCCACCAACGAGGCUAUUGUCACAUCUGCACUUAUUAGAUCUUUCCGAGAACCACUUGCAUCGACAAAUCCCUUCGAUACUUUGAUCAACUGGAGAUCAAACAUGCCAACAGUCGAAAAAUUCUCAUUCAACGCUCUUGGUGAAACUUAUGAAGCUAACAUGACCUCCCUUGGCUCGAAUCACUUCAACGUCCAAGUGGGUGGACAAAACUACGACUCAAGAAUUGUCAAAAAAGAGCAUGGAUUCACUGUUGAAAUCAAUGGAGUCAGAGCACAUGUUUCCCACUUCGAAGAAAAUAACGAGUUUCAUUUGUUCACCGCCGAUGGACCCGUUGUUCUUGAAAUUCCAAAGCCAAAAUAUUCCAAGUUGACAGAAGGAGGAGCUAGUGAUGGCGAUGCCGUCGCUCCAAUGACCGGUACUAUCACGCAAGUCAUGGUCAAAGCUGGUGACACUGUUGCUGCUGGCGAUAUCUUGAUGACUAUGGUCGCGAUGAAGAUGGAGCAUACAAUUAAGGCCCCUAAGGAUGGUGUUAUCAAGCAAGUUAUUGGUAUUGAAGGAGAGACCGUCGACAGAAAAGCAUUACUCGUCAAAUACGAAGAAUAA